AUGGUUUUCAAGGCCGCCAUGCUCAUCCUGAUGCUCGACCAUCCUCUCGGCCCACCUGGUCAAGCGAAGUAUCCCCUCAUCCCCACAGACGUCGACACCUUGCCUCGGGCUAUUGAAUCCUGGUUUGCCGAUGCCGAAGAAGACCUCAGCGAGUACGACCAUGGCCGAUCCUGUGUCACCCUGCUUGUCCGCUUCCCAGGCGGUUUUACCACAUACAUGCCCGAUCAUGCCGUUCUUACCUGCAACAUCGAGAAGAAGACAACGGAGGGGAUGUCUACCAUCACCAUUGUCCUCUAA
Colletotrichum truncatum is the source of this 297-nucleotide messenger RNA. RefSeq lists its product as uncharacterized. Lineage: Eukaryota; Fungi; Ascomycota; Sordariomycetes; Glomerellales; Glomerellaceae. The record is from RefSeq and is a predicted model, not a curated record.